Molecule: messenger RNA, 1413 nt
Organism: Cyphellophora europaea CBS 101466
Lineage: Eukaryota; Fungi; Ascomycota; Eurotiomycetes; Chaetothyriales; Cyphellophoraceae
Exons: 2
Coding region: 1-1413 (470 amino acids)
Cellular component (GO): cytoplasm
Molecular function (GO): flavin adenine dinucleotide binding; electron-transferring-flavoprotein dehydrogenase activity
Source: RefSeq, a predicted model, not a curated record
AUGCCGUCUGAUCAGGAGAGCACUUCCAUGUCUCCCUACAGAGUCUUGAUCAUUGGCGGCUCGUACGCCGGUCUGGCUGCUGCUGCGAAUCUACUGGAUCUCAGCGAAGGUCGACCGCCAAGGUUCAACCCUACUCUUGAGCGAGAUGCAAAUCUGAGAUACAAGGUGCCAGUACAGAUCACCGUCGUUGAUGAACGAGACGGCUACUAUCAUUUGAUCGGCUCGCCGCUAGCUCUGGCGUCGGAGGACUACGCAGAGAAAGCAUGGGUCAAGUUCGAAGAUCUGGCUGCCUUCCAAGACUCAGCCGUCGAGUUCAAGCAGGGUUCCGUACAGGCCGUAGACUGCGAGAACUUGACCGCAACUAUCCAAGCACAUGGCUCUUCUGAGCAGUAUGAGCAGAAGUACGACUUCCUGGUCGCUGCAUCCGGGCUGAGGCGGCCAUGGCCCGUCGUGCCACAGUCCUUGACUCGAGCCGAGUACCUCAACGAGGCCCAAACCAACAUUGACGCGACCAAAGCGGCCAAGGACGGCGUCGUGAUCAUCGGAGGCGGCGCCGUAGGCGUCGAAAUGGCCGCCGAGCUGAAGAUGGUGCAGCCCGACACCAAAGUCACUCUGAUCCACUCCCGCGACAAGCUACUGUCCGCCGAGCCCCUGCCCGACGAAUUCAAAGACGCCAUCGCCCCCCUCGUCCGCAGCGCCGGCGUCGAGCUCAUCCUCAACGCGCGCGUGAACGCCGUCACUCCCUCCCCCACCGACCCAAACACCCGAACCCUCACCCUCUCCAACAACACCAUCCUCACCGCCAGCCACGUGAUAACCGCCAUCUCCAAAUCCACCCCGACCACCAACUACCUACCCGCCUCGGCCCUCGACACCGAAGGCCACGUCAAAAUCGCGCCCACCCUGCACUUCACCUCGGACCUCCCCGGCCCGCACGCCCGCGCCCACUUCGCCGUCGGCGACAUCGCCGCCUGGUCCGGCAUCAAGCGCUGCGGCGCCGCCAUGCACAUGGGCCACUACGCCGCGUACAACAUCCACCAGACGCUGCUGGCCCGGCUCCAUUCCGACAGGGAUUACACGCCCAAGUUCCUGAGUUUGGCCGAGCAUCCCCCCAUGAUCGGCCUGGCCGUGGGGCGCAAUGCCGUGACGUACGGCCCCGCGGACGGGGUCAAGAGCGGCGAGGAGGUCGAGAGGCUCAUGUUCGGUGGGGAUCUGGGGUGGACCAUCUGCUGGCGCUACUUGAGGUUAGGGGAGAGGAAGCCGGCGGCGGCGCCAGAGGUGGAGGAGGCGGAGAAGACGGAGGUGGUGGAUGCGAGGGAGGGGUUGAGGAAGUUGGAAUUCAAUGAGCCCGAGAGGCUGGAGGAGCUGCCUGCUGAGGGGAGGAGGGCGGUGGUGGUGGCUUCUGCCGCUUAA